This is a messenger RNA of Rasamsonia emersonii CBS 393.64, 4455 nucleotides long. RefSeq names its product tRNA-splicing endonuclease. The coding region runs from base 1 to 4455 and encodes 1484 amino acids. Gene Ontology annotation, biological process: termination of RNA polymerase II transcription. NCBI's taxonomy places the organism in Eukaryota, Fungi, Ascomycota, Eurotiomycetes, Eurotiales, Trichocomaceae. Gene Ontology annotation, cellular component: nuclear body. The transcript has 2 exons. The record is from RefSeq and is a predicted model, not a curated record. Gene Ontology annotation, molecular function: transcription termination site sequence-specific DNA binding; helicase activity; zinc ion binding.
AUGUACGGCUUCAGCUGGUCGUUCCGUCGGAUAUCAAACAUGAAAACGUUCGCGUCUGCUCCCAGGAUGAUCCACACUGGCACAGAUAUUGUGGACAUCCUGUGUGACACCCAAAGCGGCAUGCUAAGGACCCGCAAACUUGCCGAUCGUCGAGAAGCUCUGGCGCUCCAAAAGCUGUGGGAGUACCAAUGGCAAGCCCUGACGACCAUCUUCGACGAAACGGAAUCGUGGCAUCGUCGAGGCAAUGAGAGGAGCGUCAUGCUCGAGUUCUGUCGAGACACUAUACAGUUCGCUGAUCUGCUUUUCGCUCAAUACGGCGUGUUUGCGAGUGCAGUCGUUGAUGCCGAUCCUGCUCUGGAAGCGUCUGCCCGGGAAAAUCUAUUGAAAUCACCCACCGCCACCAUGAGUGGCAUGGUGAAGUGGCUGCGACUCAAAGAUGAAUACCUCGCAACUACAUUGGUUGGGCUUGUCUCGAAGCUUCUCCGCCGUCUGGGCGAGCUAAAUGUGACAACUGUCAGUCAAGAUGCUUUAGAUUAUAUUGACGGAGUAGCUGUCAAGUCGACCAUCAAGACGAUUUUGACGCCACGGGAGAAGGCUGAACUGGUCGGUGCUCUGGAAGCCUACUACAAGAAGCCCGUUGUAACUGCUUCCACUGCAGCACUUAAGAAGCAGAGCACGAUAACGGCCUUCGCGAAACCGGUUGACACUUCUGGCGCGUCGACCCCAUCUCGGGCUACAAGCGAGGAUGACUUCGAUGACUCGGGUGUUCCCGAUGAAGACUUAUUGCAGCUGUCGAGGUCCGUCGAGCUAAACAAGGCACGUCUCGCAGCCCAGGCCCAGAAGAAAGCCGAGGCCGCUGCCAAGGCUCCUCUUGCACUCCCCAAGCCUUCUAAGGCUUCAGCAGUGUCGACGGCCAGCAUCGAAUCGUUCCGCGAAAAACGCGAGAAAGAAAAGGAGGCCAAGAGAAAGCGGGAUCUGGCGGAACUUGCACGGUUGAAGAAGAAUAUUCCAGUGCACGGUGUAGCGGAACAGACGGCCGGACAGGGCUCUGGCGUUAAUGGCAUCGGAGUGAAAGGCAAAGACCAUACUCCUGUGGAUAGUAUGAUGGUUUCUUCAGGUUCGGAGUCAGAAUCUCAGAGUGAAGAUGAGUUGGACAAGGAGCUCUUUGGAAAGAGGGUGACAUCGAAGCCAGAUGCAGUGAGAGAAUAUGAGGAGAGUAAGAGACGGUCCCUCAAGCACCAGGGCCCCGUCAAAAAGGUCAAGCAAUGGCGGUCUGCGAGGGACAUGCGCGCUCGUCUGGCUCCGGACCUCUCGUCCCUUCACCAGAGAAUACUGAGCUGGGACUUUUUCGCUAGUGGCGACCUUCCUCCUAACGCUGAACGCACUGACUACACGCUGGUCUCAUCCACCUUCCGGGAUCCUAUUGAAUACCAACGAACAUUCGAACCUCUUCUGAUAUUGGAGGCUUGGCAAGGCUUCCAAUCUGCCAAGGAAGACGGUACCUUUAAGCCCUUCGAGAUCACAGUCGCCAGCCGCCUUUCGGUUGAUUCGUUUGUCGAGGUCAGCACGUCUAUGAAGAUUCCGGAUAUGAAGGAAUUCGGUCUUGGUGAAGCGGACCUUGUUCUUUUGUCUAAGUCCAAGGACCCUCUGAACGAUUCAGCAGCUCCUCAUUGUCUAGCAAGGGUGUCCGGCAUUAACAAGAAGAAGAGUAGUGUCGAGGUGUCGUAUCGUGUAGUCCCUGGCACCCCUGUCGUCCCUCUUCUGGCACCCGCGGUUACGCUCUGGGGUGCCAGAAUUACGUCUUUAACGCCCCUAGAACGAGAGUACGGUGCGCUCAUGGCCUUGCAGUACUACGACCUCUGUGAGGAAAUCAUCAAAGCGAAGCCGUCGCCUAUUCUCAACUACACUGAGGCAAACUUGAAACCGAUAAUUGACAACUACAACGUGAAUCCAGCGCAGGCGAAAGCCAUCAAGUCGGCCCUCGACAACGAUGCGUUCACCUUGAUACAAGGCCCUCCUGGGUCGGGGAAGACCAAGACCAUUGUGGCUCUUGUUGGAGCUCUGUUGAGCAACUCGUUUAGCAAUCAAGGGCCAGGUGUUGCAAUCUCCCGACCAGGCGAAAACAAGGCCCCUAACCAGGCAGCGAGGACGACGACGUCCAAGAAGUUGCUUGUCUGCGCGCCUAGUAAUGCUGCUGUCGACGAGUUGGUCAUGCGAUUCAAGGAAGGGGUGAAAACACUUCAGGGGAAGCACGAGAAACUCUCCGUCAUUCGUUUGGGUCGCAGCGAUGCCAUCAACACUAAUGUGUUGGAUGUCACCCUGGAUGAGUUGGUCAAUGCGCGACUGAAUCAGACCUCUCGCAAGGACUCAGGAGAACGGGACCUCCAAAAGAUCUAUGAGGAGCACAAGGCGGCCGACACUGCUUUCAAGGAGGUACGGAGCAAGCUUGACCGUUGUAGGGCACAAGGACAGCCGGUUCCUCCCGAGCUCGAACGUGAAUUUGAUCUAUUGAAAAAGAAAAGGUCACAGCUCAGCCAAGAAAUUGACAAUGCCCGAGACCGGAACCACGCAGCCGCCCGCGAUGCCGAUUUGACUCGGCGUCGUAUUCAGCAAGAAAUCAUAGACGGUGCCCACGUUAUCUGUGCGACACUGAGCGGAAGCGGCCAUGAAAUGUUCCAGAACUUGAGCAUUGAGUUCGAGACUGUAGUGAUCGAUGAAGCUGCCCAGUCGAUCGAAUUGAGUGCUCUCAUCCCUCUGAAAUAUGGGUGCUCCAAGUGUAUUCUCGUCGGAGACCCGAAACAGCUUCCGCCCACUGUCCUAUCGAAGGUGGCGUCCCGUUUCCAAUACGAGCAGAGUCUGUUCGUCAGGAUGCAGAAGAACCAUCCGGAUGAUGUACAUCUUCUGGAUAUUCAGUACCGGAUGCAUCCUGAGAUUAGUCGCUUUCCGAGUAUCGCCUUCUACGACAGUCGAUUGCAGGAUGGACCGAACAUGGCCAAGCUCCGCAAUCGACCGUGGCAUGAGAGUGAGCUUCUCAGUCCAUACCGUUUCUUUGAUGUCCAAGGGCUCCAUCAAAGUGCUCCGAAGGGCCAUUCACUGGUCAAUAUGGCUGAGCUGAACGUGGCUAUGCAACUUUAUGAACGCCUGGUGACCGAUUUCCAAGGGUACGAUUUUACCGGAAAGGUCGGAAUUAUCACGCCUUAUAAAGGCCAACUCAAGGAGCUCAAGUCGAGAUUCGCAGCCAAGUACGGCAAUUCGAUCUUCACUGCAGUCGAAUUCAACACGACCGAUGCGUUCCAAGGGAGGGAAAGUGAAGUCAUCAUCUUCUCCUGUGUUCGAGCUUCCAACAAGGGCAUCGGUUUCUUGGCUGAUAUCCGCCGUAUGAACGUGGGACUGACUCGUGCCAAGUCGUCGCUUUGGGUCCUUGGCAAUUCACAGUCCUUGGUUCAGGGAGAAUUCUGGGAGAAGUUGAUUAUCGACGCUAAGGAGAGAAAUGUCUAUACCGAUGGAGACAUCCUUCAGAUGCUUCGGCGCCCGCAGUUCACGGGCUACCGGAAUGUUGAGAUGGUCGAUGCAGACCUGGAUGUUCCAAUGGAAUCGCCGCCAGGCCCUUCGAUGGAGCCAUCUGCUGGGCCUGCAUCUGUUGGGCGUCCCUCGUCUAAUGAGCUGGAAUCAGUGUCUGCCAGAAAUACACCGGCUCCGCUGCCCGAAGGACCAUCGGGAGGAUUCAAUGGGCUUGACGAGACCAAGACGUGUGGAAUCUGUGGCAGUUUUGAACAUUUUACCCACAACUGCGAUAAUACAGAAGCAAAGGAGGCUUCCCGAGGCAUUUGCCAUCGUUGUGGCAUUGCUGGCCAUUCCAAAGUGAACUGCACCACGGAGCGCUGCAUCCAGUGCGGCGAGUUUGGACAUACGGCUCAGCAGUGCACGUCGACGGUUCUACUCUCAAAGGAAAAGAAGAACAAGAUUGCAAAGGAAGAAUACCGUCACAAACGGCUCCAGCAGGAGCGACGAGAACAGCAGAAGCAGCGACAGCUCGCCGAACACGACCCUAAGGUGCCUGUCGUUCAGGUAUCAACCAAGUCUCCUCCGCCUUCGACGAAGUCACCUCCACCUUCGACGAAGCGAAAACUGGAAUCAAACGAACCGGCUCCGGCUCCGAAGAUCGCGAAGCGUAAAGUUGACACCCGGACUCCCCAGCCUCCUUCGGAUUUGGUCAAGCCUUCGCGAGAUGGUCCGUCGUUCCAGACUAUCGCGCAUGACGAUAAGGCUGCUGCAGGUUCUGGGACAACACCAGACACUAGCAAUAAUAGCAAUAAGGUACGCCAAUCUUUCUCUAGCAUAUCAAGGGGGGCGAUCUGGGCGCUAAUCCAAUGCUUAGGCAGCACAACCACCGCGACCUCCCGCAGGGCCGAAGCCCACCAACGGGGUGCGUCCGCCAAUGCCUAUGCGCCGUAA